Molecule: messenger RNA, 775 nt
Organism: Ilex paraguariensis (yerba mate)
Lineage: Eukaryota; Viridiplantae; Streptophyta; Magnoliopsida; Aquifoliales; Aquifoliaceae
Source: the annotation of a GenBank genome assembly
CAGCUACAUCUCCCCCAAACCGAAACCCUAGUUAGAAGAAGCAGCGCCGCACCAGUGUCACAUCUCUUUCUCCUUAGAUAUCAUUUAUUCCACAGAGAAAAAGAUUGAAGUAGAAGAUGUCGAUUCCUGAACUCGCUUGCACUUAUGCUACUUUGAUCCUCAGCGACGAUGGCAUUCCCAUCACCGGGGAGAAGAUUGCUAAAUUACUUUUAGCAGCGAACGUGAGCGUUGAAUCUUACUGGCCAGGCUUGUUCGCCAAGCUAGCCGAGAAGAGGAGCAUAGAAGACCUUGUGUUGAAUGUCGGGGCUGGUGGCGGUGGCGGUGGCGGUGCUGCUCCGGUAGCUGUUGGUGGUCCAGCCGGUGGAGCCGCUGCUGCUGCCGCGGGCGCCUCUCCUCCUGAGGAAAAGAAGGAAGAACCCAAGGAAGAGAGUGAUGACGAUAUGGGAUUCAGUCUGUUUGAUUAGGUGCUCCUUCAAUAUCAUUUGUUUCUCUUAUUUGCUAAAACUUUGAUUACUUUUACUGGUAUCAGUAGUUGUUUGGUCUUAAAUUUUCCAGAUUAUCUGUUUUUCUAUAUGAUCUACUGGUGGAAGUAGUAGUUUUGUUUUGGUUUAUUGUGGACCAGUUUAUGUUCUAUUUAUGUCCAAUUUUGGUUGAAUCCCUCCUUGUGAUUGCAUUGAUGGAUUUGUAACUCUUGCGUUGGAAGUGGAUCAAGAUUGCAUUAACUUUAAGAUGAUUGAAAUGUUUUGGAAGUGUUCUUCGUUUAUUAAGUGGCCCA